AUGUCAUUUUUCAGUGCGCACGAGCAUGGCAAAGAGAGCGGCGAUUCGAGACGAAAGUCGAAGUCUGGGAUCAAGCACGCGUUUGCGUCUAUACUAGGGGGCCAGGGCGGUGGGCAUGGAGGUGGUAAUAGUGGGGAUAGCAGUAAUAAUAGUAACAAUAGUAAUAAUAAUAAAAAUAAUAAUCAUAAUAAUCAUCAUAAUCAUAGUCAUAGUCAUAAUGGUAACAAUAGUAAUAAUGGGAAUCAUGGCAGUGUUGGGAGGUCGCAUAGUCACAGUGGAGCAGCAUCGGCAAGGACUAGUGGAUCAUCGAUGGUUCGUAGGUCGAACAGCAAUGUGCAGGCGCCGCCAUUGGGGCUCGCGAGCAACGUACCUGGGGGGUUUGGUCCGAUGAUGGCAUUUGGGUCGCCGUAUCCGUUGUAUGGGAGUCAGGAUUACGGAGCGCCGCAGAACGAGCUGGCGACGACGUCUGAUGAUGAGACUGAGAACGAUUUGGACCAGUACCGGGGGGCCAGCAGCUUGCUGGAGUAUUCUUUUGGGCCGGAGCUGGACGCAGCGGACGGGGGCCCUCGUUCAAGACCGUUUUCUGUCAUUAGCGAUAGCGAUAUCGAGGAAGAAGGCGGCGGCGGUGCGAGCGUCGAUUUGGACGAAAACUGUCUCGGGAGACGCAUCACUCGUGUUUCCACAGCACUCAGCGCGGCUGGAUCGCAGAUGAGUGGGGCUUUGGACUCGAGCAGGAAAAGAGCGGCCGCUAGAGCGUACUUGCUGAACUACUUGGGAGAGCGCGGGUUCCUCAAACCAAAGCUGCUCUCGUCGAAAAACGGCGUGAGCUUCCACGUAGCCACGUCGGGCGACACCGUAUUUCUCCCCACCGUUUCGCCGUCCGACGACGAGUACCUGAACCAUUUGAACUGGCUAGAUGGCGACGAAGACUACUACGACGGUGGUGGUGCACCAAACUCGUCGAACCCGGGCUCAAGGCCCCGGAUGGACCACAGAGAAAGCCAAUCGACGAUAUCUGCAUCCACGCAUGGAGCCAAUAACAACGACAGCAACAACCUCCACAACACCCACAGCCACAGCUCAAGACCACAGGACGCUUCGUCCCCGUCGCUCGAUGGUGACUCCAACUCAGAUAGCGUCCCCGCAUCUGUGCGCGAAAGCGGCGGCGUCCCCUACAACAUUGCCGUCAUCAUGUCCCUCAAGACGCCAAUGGAACUGUCCAGUCUAAAGGCUGAGCUAUAUUCAAGAAUCAGAAUUUAUUGGAGCAAUGGCGUGCCCCCAGACAGAUCAGAAAGCGAAGAAUACUACACAGGCGGCCAGCUACAUUGGGACUUCACCAACGAGAACUACAACUUGUACGUCGGGUUCUCAUCCGCGGACCAAGAAAUGGUCAUCGCUGAAAACACACAGAACAUCUUCCAGUCAAGGGUGUUCAGCGACAUCCCCGAGUUCGAGGAUAGACCCUACUUAAAGAAAAGCAAAACCAAAGAGGACUUUCUGAAAAAAGUAAACGCAGCGUCUGAAUUCUCCACAAAUUCGUUCCAAGCUGGAGAUUACGUCUUUAUUGUUCCUGUCGUCUUCGACAAUAAUAUUCCUGAAUCAAUAUACCUGCCUUCCGCAAGGGUAAGCUACUACUUCCGCUGUGGAGUCAAAGUUAUCAAUACUGAGUCAGCAAAUAAUACCGACAACGAUUCGUAUAAGAAUCAAAACAGCGACAGCGCAUUAUCUGGAAAUGGCUACAACAGCCCUCACGGAUCUAAUUCUGAUCUCAACAAUGACGAUUCAAAUCCACCCUCUUCCACUGGUGAUAGUUCGGUCAGCCAUUUCAAGUUCGGUGGCUCAAAACUUUUCAAGAAAAUGAAGGGUCAUUUGCAUAUACAAGGAGGGCGUUCCAUUACAAAGGCAGACUACCAACGGCUAAUCUAUAGCCGCCUGUCCUUAAACCUCAUCAGAACGCCUCCUAUGAGGUCUAUAUCGACCGCAGAUAAGCCUAUAUAUAUCAAUAGGGUGUGGACUGAUUCCCUCUCCUAUGAGAUUUCAUUUGGACAAAAAUAUGUUCCCUUAGAUGCGGAUAUUCCUUUAAAAAUUAAACUCGUGCCCUUAAUCAAAGAUCUCUCCAUAAAGAGAAUUAGAAUAUGUGCCAUUGAAAAGAUCACUUACGUGUCUAAAAAUCUAGAGUAUGAGUUCGAUCAGGUUGACCUGGUAGCCAAUGAUCCAUACAGUCCUUACUAUCAAGAAUUUGCUUCCAGGAGAAAGCCAGAGCGUGUCUUCCCACUUUUGGAAAUCAGAACACGAGAAAAAGGUGGGAAAGCGAUGAAAGAAGAGGUGGUUGAAAACUGCAUAGGUGAUAAUUUGCUUUCUUACUCCUCUUUCAAGGAUAGUGAAACGAAUUCAACCGUUAAUAUGGUUGAGGCUUUGACAGUUGAUACUAAAAUUAGGUUCCCCAAAUACAAGGUUCUCAAUAAGAAGAUGGCAAGAAGUGUUCCGCCAUACGGUAUAGAUGAAUUUGUUCAACAGGACUACAUAAAAUCAUCUGGAAACUCUCGUCGUGGCAGUGCUGCAUCAGGUGUUAUUGAUUUUCUUGCUGGACGGAGAUCUCGUAAGGACUCCUCUGUCACCGAGACUAAUGUGGCAGUGGCCAAAAACACAACAACAUUUAGAGUAAACUCCAAUCAUAAAGUGUUGAAUCAUACGCGUCUGAAUGAACCUAAACGGGGUUUGUAUGUCACUAGCAUCAAUUCCAGUCAUAUCAAUGUGAAGCAUAAAUUGGAAAUCAUGCUAAGAAUCAGCAAGCCAGAUGAAAAAGAUCCUGCUAAGCAAAGACAUUUUGAAGUCUUAAUCGAUACACCAGUUCAUAUUGUAUCGGAACUUUGUACUUCAGAUAACCUUGAGUUACCUACUUACGCAAUGGCCACCAUGUCAGACACGCCAUUCGCAGGCACCAUUUCCUUCGACGAACCGUUACCAAGCUUUGAGCAAGCCAUAUCGGUUCCUAAUUCUCCUCGGAUGUCCCCUAUAGGGAGUCCACAAUUACGUGCAUCUUAUGAUCCAGAUGAGUUAUCUAUUCAGCAAUUAAUGCUUUCUCGUGCAUCAACUCAAAACUUUGAUGAUGCUUCUUCGCAAGCCGCAUCGAUGGCAACAAGGAGGUACAGUAACAUUGACGAAAUGAUGGGGAAUCGCAACCAGAAAAGUGGUAGAUCUCCAAGUCUGAAUCAAGGCACAAACGUUAAUUCAGGUUCAAGUCCCACCGUUACCUUCAAAAAUGCAUUCGUGGAAACAGGUGCAGAUAUACCUUUAAACUCGGAGGAGAGUCUCAACAGUGGCAACACAUACGAAGAGGCCUUGUUGUCCGAUGAUGAGCCGCCAACCUAUGAGGAGAUCACUUCUUAA
This is a messenger RNA of Kluyveromyces marxianus DMKU3-1042, 3390 nucleotides long. It is a transcript of the gene ECM21, whose product is annotated as Ecm21p. Lineage: Eukaryota; Fungi; Ascomycota; Saccharomycetes; Saccharomycetales; Saccharomycetaceae. The transcript has a single exon. Gene Ontology annotation, biological process: ubiquitin-dependent endocytosis. The record is from RefSeq and is a predicted model, not a curated record. Gene Ontology annotation, cellular component: plasma membrane; cytosol; cytoplasm. Gene Ontology annotation, molecular function: ubiquitin protein ligase binding; protein-macromolecule adaptor activity. The coding region runs from base 1 to 3390 and encodes 1129 amino acids.